Molecule: messenger RNA, 759 nt
Organism: Cynara cardunculus var. scolymus (artichoke)
Lineage: Eukaryota; Viridiplantae; Streptophyta; Magnoliopsida; Asterales; Asteraceae
Product: transcription factor bHLH95-like
Exons: 3
Coding region: 1-759 (252 amino acids)
Biological process (GO): regulation of DNA-templated transcription; endosperm development
Molecular function (GO): DNA-binding transcription factor activity; protein dimerization activity
Source: RefSeq, a predicted model, not a curated record
AUGGCUAAAGCGGCGGUGAGUAAUGAUGGUGGCGUCGUUCAGAAACUAACGAAAGGAAAAGGGGUCAUGAUCGAUGGCGAAAAUGCUGAUCAGGGUGCUGAAAUAAUGGAUCACAAGAGACUCAAACAUGAAAUACGAGUGUCAAGAGAGAGGGGAAGAACAAGGAAAAUGGCUAAAUUGUAUGCCGAUCUUCGUGCCUUGCUCCCCAAUCUCCCAACUGAGCCUAAGGCAGAUAAAGCCACAAUCGUGAAAGCGGCCAUGGAGUCCAUCAAAUUCUUGGAGCAAACCCUCCAAAAUCUUCAAAAACAGAAGGUGGAGAGGCUUCAAGGUCAUGUACCCAAUGAUGCUACUGCUGUCGUACCCACUGUUCCAUCGCAAAAUCCAGUCAUUAAUAACAAUGGUGAUGAACCCUUGUUAGUUAACCAGCAGCAGCAGCAGCAGCAGGGUUCGUUAAACGUUUUCGAAACAUGGACAUCGCCUAAUGUCACCAUAAGCAUGUGUGGCACCGAUGCCCAUAUCAGCAUCUGCUCCUUGAAAAAACCUGGCCUUUUCACUACCAUUUGUUUCAUCUUGAAGAAUCAUAAUCACGACAUUGUUUCUGCUCAAAUCUCUUCUGAUGAUGCUAAGACCAUGUACAUGAUUCAUGUUCGUGCUAAUGUACCUCCUGAGUUUGCUGAAGGAUUUCCUUAUGAAGAGAUGUAUAAGAAAGCGGUGGAGCAGAUCGUGCUCUGGAUUAACUUUGAAAAGCUCGAGAAUUAA